This is a messenger RNA of Leptopilina heterotoma, 2252 nucleotides long. It is a transcript of the gene mol, whose product is annotated as dual oxidase maturation factor 1. The transcript is spliced from 9 exons. Bases 1012 to 2166 code for a protein of 384 amino acids. Gene Ontology annotation, biological process: protein transport. Gene Ontology annotation, cellular component: endoplasmic reticulum membrane. The record is from RefSeq and is a predicted model, not a curated record. Lineage: Eukaryota; Metazoa; Arthropoda; Insecta; Hymenoptera; Figitidae.
UUAACCUACUUGAGCUCAGUCUUUGAGCUACUUUUGCCUGAUCCUGGUAGCUCUCAUAUUCGUGUUUUCUCGGUGAUUACAGGUGCACGUGCGUGAUUUACGUGCAUUUCCAAAAAAUAAUAAAAAAAAAAAAAAAAAAAUUACGAAAAAGUUCAAUCUCAAAUGAUUUUUACUCCAGAUCGUGAUAAAAAGACUCCCGGAACGAGAUGAUAAAUUUUCGGAAAUUUCUUAUAUUGCCAGUGGAUUUAAGAAUUUUUACUUGACCGAUGACACGUACACGGAUGCGGUCCCCGUGCGAGUGACCUUUCCUUCGACUUUUACCUGCCGUUCGAGAAGCAAAAAGGGGGGAAGUCCCAAAGUGUAUACAACACUUAUAAGUGAAGAUCGAAUAUAUAUGUAUAUAUAUUUAUAUCAGAUAUUGGUGUUCGUGCAAUCCACAAUUCAUGUUUCACAGACGAUUUCAGUUCGUCGAGGAUGUAGCACGAAUAAAUUUAUUUAAUCUCCUACAUAUACAUACUCUCUAUUAGUCCUGGUGCGCGAACCAUGAUUUUUCAUUAUUGUCAAUCAUUAUUAUGCCAGUCGAGGAAAGUGGUGUUAGUGCGAGACGUGUUUCGUUGAGACAAAAAGAAUUUUAAAAAAUACAUCUUCCCCCAACUGUCCCAAACUGUCCUCAACUGUUGUCAAGUGUAUUUUCCCAGUGCAUUAAUUUUAGUACCGCAGAAAAAAGAUUCCAUAAAACAGAAUCAUAAAAUUAGUUUUAAAAUAAAUUAUAAAAUCGUAUUUAAAUUAAAAUAAAUAAUGUUAAAUUUAAAUUAAAUUAUAAAACACGAAAAAUAUUUUAUUUAUUAAUACAAACAAAGUGAAACUAUAGUGAAGUGAUUCCGAACCUUCUUCGAAUCCUAUUUGUAAAUUGUGUAGUUCCUAUUUUGAAACUAUAAACGAUGUUUGAACUUCAAAGUGCGUAAUUGGUUUCUUCUGAAUAACAGGGAGAUAAAAAAAAAUUAUUGAAAAAUGAAGGGAUGGUUCGGAGCGUUUCGUAAUGAUGGAGGCCCAACAUUGUACAGUUAUACUAAUCGGACUCCCGUCACUGGCGAUGUGCGACUCAUCACUAUCUUCGUGAUAUUCUGCACGAUAUUCACUGCGUUCCUCAUUAUUUUCCCUGGUAUUCGCAAGGAGAAAUUGUCAACAUUUCUGACAGUCACGUUGAGCCUCUUUGUGGGGACCUCGAUUCAAGUUGCACAAUAUGGCUCGUCGUGGCAUACGACCUCCGCCACUAUUAUCGGCUCCUUCAGCGCCUUCACGAAACAAAGGAUGACCGCAGAAAUCGGCGGGUACAUCGGUCUGAUGCACAUCAACAUCACUUACAGGCAUACACCGUUAAACAUGGAUGUUGCUGAUGUUGAGUACAAUGAGAGAUUUUUAUGGAGAACUCCCUACGAGAUGAGAAAUAUGUUCAAAGAAGCACUUGCUCGUGGUGCUCCGUUUCCUAUCGUUUCACUCGUUGAAUAUUUCAGUUUUCACCAAGAGGGAUUUUCUUGGGGCACAAAAUACAGAGAAGCUGGAUAUUACGCUACAAUAAUGCUCUGGACGAGUUUUGCAUCGUGGAUACUGAUGAACCUUUUAUUGAUCGUGGUGCCCCGUUACGGAGCAUACAGCAUGAUUUUCACUGGUGGCUGUUUGCUCUUUACAAAUCUCAUCUACUGGAAAUUGUUGCCAUCGGAACCAUUGGUAGCGCACGUCGAUGGAUCCAUUCUCAUAUUUAAUUUCGGUUGGAAUUAUUGGCUCGUUCUAAUCGCUGGUGUGACGUGCUUUUUCUCUGGAAUUAUAAUAAGUGCGAUUGAAUUUAUAUUUCCACAUCAAUUUUCAACGAUAUUGGAAGUAGAUUAUGAUACUCCGCAUGAUAGACACGUUAUCAUAGAAGAGAGUUUUGAUACUAGGAAUAUUAGGAGAAAAUUGUCGAGAAGGGAAGACUCGUUUGGUGAUCGAUUUCUUAGUCAAUUAUCGACAAAGUUGAAUCAUGAUAAACGAGAAGAUACCGAAGGCGUUAUAAAUCGUGGCUACGUGUCACACGAAUCAUCUGAUAUUACUGAAGAACCAGCAAAAAAUAAUAAUUGGUCUUAUUCAAUACCCUCUGCUCAAAGGCGACUUGUCAGAACAAGUUAUUAAAAACAACAAAGUAUUUCUUUAUUUAUCCAACUAAAUUGUACAAAAAAUAAUACAUCAAUAAUUUGUAAAUAUAAAAAUAAACACUU